AUGGCUGCAUACAUCCGGAAACAUCCCCUGGAGAUUCCUUCACCAUCUGAAAAGUACUGGCUAAAGGAUGACGAGGAAGAUUUCUUCCUGCAGGACCCCGAUCGAAAGCGUGAUGAGUUGCCUCAGCCCUUCAGGAUGAUCAACAAACUGGUGAUGCUGAUUUUUGAGAAUGCUAUGGAAAUCAUUGAAAGAAGGGAGAUGCUCCAAGAAGCACAAAAACUAAAGGUCCAGCCCACAAAAUGCCUUCCUACAGCUGAAUUCCAGGUAACUGGAAGAUCCAAUUGCCUUGCAGUAUCUGGAAAAUAUGUCUUUGUUGGCCUGUCCUUGGGUCUGGCUGCCUUCAGGGUGUCUGACUAUAGCCAGGUCUGUGCUUGGGAUGCAGUCACGACUGAGAUUUGUGCCAUCCAUGCCUCAGAUCUGGGGAAUGAACACCAUGUCCUGCUUGCUGUGGAUGAAAUGGGGCUUGUCUGGUUGUUCUGGUUUCACAAGGAAAGCUUCCUACUCAUUAACAUCCUAAAUGAAGUGGAGGAUAUCAGCAAGCGAAGUACUUGUGUGGAGGUGGUGCUCUCCCCAGGAGGUGAUUAUGCAGGAUUCCUACUGCAAGAUAGCACAACAGCUUGGCUGGAUAUCUACCGAUUGCCUAAGGAUUCCUGGCUGAAGGAGAUGGAAAAGAACUCAGGAGCUGCAGCAGGGCUUGCUUGCAGGGAGAGAAGGUCAAGUUGGACAUCUGUGGAGUCUCCUGUGUCUGCAAACAAAACUGAUGUAAAGCUGAGUCUCCCAGUGCUGCUGCUGAAAGUGAGGCCACCCAAACCCAUUACAGGCAGUAAUUUUAAAAGCCCUUUGGAUGCCUUGAAGAAAGUGGAUGAUGACGGCGUGCUUGGCUUGGGGCACAAUCACCUCAUCAAGGACUCCCAGUGGGAGCAGCAGGAAGCAAUCUUCCGCAGCGCUUAUCGGGAGUAUCUGGAGGCUGAGGAUGAGAGAGGGAGCAAGGAGGAGAUCCCCAGACGUGCUACUUUUCAUUUUCUCCCGGCUAGUCAGAUCCUACAGGUGGGACCGGAAAUAAAAGUACAGCCAGAUGUUCCAGCUGGCAUCAGUGUGCACUGGGAUGGAAGCCACAAUCUCUGCUUUUACUUACUUAACCGUUCACUGAAGGACAAAAUGGAUUCUGAUCCAAAACCUGAAGUUGUGUGGCCAUGUGCAGCUCCAAUUGCAUGCUCAGCUGUCAGCUCCUGUUCCAGGUACCUGGCACUGGCGUGUAAAGAUGCAGCAAUAACAAUCUGGGAUAAACACCUAGGAUAUCCCCUGUCUGUGACUGCCAUUUUAGAGGAACGUCUCAUCCGUAGUAUCCACUUUCUGCAGAGUUCUGCAGUUACCAGUGAUAAGACACCUUGCCCGGGUACAGAUCCUGCCUAUCCCACUGUGCAGCUUCUAGUGCUGUGUACAGACAGCUCGCUCUAUUUGGUGGAAGCACCUGGGUCUGGGAAGUCCAGCAUCGAGCUCCUGGUAGACAGGCCUGAAGAUCCCAAUCUUGCUGUCAGUGCUGUGGCACCUGUCCUGGUAUUCCCCAGUACAGCCCUGGUCUUCUUCUGGGAUGGCACAGUGUCCCUGAUGAACAUUGCCACAUCACAGAUUUACCGCCUCAGUACUCCACCUUCUUAUGCUGUAGCAUCUCCCUGGCAGCCAGUGUUUGCAGUAGACAGUGUGAAUUGGUGCCUGCUGCUUCAAGGAGAUCAGCAGCAGGAGCCAGAUGCAUUGGCAGAGAGCAGAGCCAGUCACAGCACCAUCUUCAUUUUUUACUUCAACUCCUAUCCACUGGAGGAGGCUUUCCCAAAUUUGCCUCUCCAAUCCUCGCAGAACCUGCCAUGGAUUGAGAGAUGUAACAUUUUCUUACGUGAUAGGAGUUACCUUUUGCCUGACAGGCAGAAGAGCCUACUGGGACUCAGGGAGCAGUUGCCUGAGUACUGGAGUCAGCUGCAGGCACAAGCAGCCGCCAUGGACAAGAAGAGACGGAAGAAGCCAUAG
Molecule: messenger RNA, 2022 nt
Organism: Mesitornis unicolor (brown roatelo)
Lineage: Eukaryota; Metazoa; Chordata; Aves; Mesitornithiformes; Mesitornithidae
Gene: WDR93
Product: WD repeat domain 93
Biological process (GO): electron transport chain
Molecular function (GO): protein binding
Source: RefSeq, a predicted model, not a curated record